Juglans regia (Persian walnut) is the source of this 1308-nucleotide messenger RNA. RefSeq lists its product as uncharacterized. The record is from RefSeq and is a predicted model, not a curated record. The transcript is spliced from 3 exons. Gene Ontology annotation, molecular function: catalytic activity. NCBI's taxonomy places the organism in Eukaryota, Viridiplantae, Streptophyta, Magnoliopsida, Fagales, Juglandaceae. Bases 1 to 1308 code for a protein of 435 amino acids.
AUGGAACUAUGUAGAGUGAAAUUAAAGUUUGCAAAUUGUUUAACUGUUGAUGCCUCAGGCCAUAGUGGUGGAUUGGCUCUCUUAUGGAAAAAGGAUGUAAAGUUAGAAGUAAUUAGUUACUCUUCUUCUCAUAUUGAUGCAUGGGUGGAGGAAGAUUCAAAGCAAUGGUUCUUAACUCGUAUUUAUGGCCAACCUAAAGCUUCUAGAAGAAUUGAAACUUGGAAUCUUAUAAGAGGGUUGCCUAAAGGUCAUUCAGACCCUUGGCUUGUAUUUGGUGAUUUUAAUGAGAUCCCAACCCAGAGAGAAAAAUGGGGAGGGAGGAAUAGACUUGUCCAGCAAAUGUUAGACUUCUACCAGUUAUUAUCUGAUUCCAAUUUGAAGGAUAUUGGGUUUAGUAGUCAAAGAUACACAUGGUGUAAUAAGAGGGAGGACUCAGCUUUGGUUUCUGAAAGGUUGAACAAAUUUUUGGGGAAUCUAUCCUGGUGCAACAUGUUUGGAAGGGCUGCUAUAUUCCAUGGUUUUUCAAGUUCUUCAGAUCAUUUACCACUAUGGGUUGAUAUUAGGGGAGUCCAACCAAGGAGAAGAAGGCCAAAGCCAUUCAGAUUUAAGGCUAUGUGGUUUAAUCUCGGUGAGAAGGUGGAAGAUUCAAGAGUCGUGAGAAAGAUUUUGAGGUCUCCACUUGAAAGAUUUCGGCCUAAGGUUACUGUCAUUGAGGAAAGUAAGGAUUUGGAUGCAAUAAGGGUUGAAGAGCUGGAGCACUUGGGUAAUUUCAUGCUUGAUAACAUAGACAACAAAGUCACAGAGGAGAUGAAUGCAGAUCUUAUUAAGCCAUAUUCUGUGGAUGAAGUCAGUAGAGCUAUGAAAGAAAUGCACCCCUCGAAAGCCCCAGGACCUGAUGGCAUGCCCCCUUUAUUCUUUCAACAGUAUUGGCCUAAAAUUGGUAAUUCUAUAUUUGCUGCUGUCCUCCAUGCUUUAAACUCUAGUGAUUCCCCACAAGUAGUCAAUCAUACUUAUAUUAUCAUGGUCCCCAAGAAGAAGAAUCUUGUUAGAGUCAAUGACUUUAGACCCAAUAGCCUCUAUAACGUAAUAUACAAGCUGAUAUCCAAAGUCAUUGCUAAUAAGAUUAAAUAUGUCUUACCUACUAUUAUUUCAAAAACCCAAUCUGCCUUCUUACCUGGGAGAUUGAUUUCGGAUAAUGUUCUUGUUGCCUAUGAGGUUCUUCAUUUUUUUAAAAGGAAAAUGACGGGUAAGAAGGGUUAUUUGUCUCUCAAGGUAGACAUGAGUAAAGCUUAUGAUAGGGUGGAAUGA